AUUCUCGCAAUCCAGCGAUCCGAAUCAUCCGAUCCCAAGUACCGUACGUACAGUACAGGGACAUCUAGCUAUCGCUAGCCGCGCCGGCGCGAGAUGCUGUGUAAACUGUUUCUUUAGUGGUUGUCCGUCAUUCGUCCGGUGGUUGUCUAUUUUUUAAAGCUUCUUAUUACUUUAUAUUUGCUGACCAUUUGUAAAAAACUGCAGGAACAUUUUCACAAAUACAUACUUUUGUUAUUAAUUUUAUUCGUUUGAGCUGACAAACUUAACAAAUCCCAACAAUAAUGCUAAGAUUGCGGACUUUCGUACCACUCGGGAGGCGUGGCUCCGCUGCCGGUCUUUCAUCCACCACCAACAGUUCCACCCCACGCCGAAGCUCCAGGCGUGAUUGUUAUCAUCUUCCCGUUGCACCGACAGGCCGCUUUCUUACUACGAGUUGCAUCCAGAAUCAAAGCUACCGUCAGGCCGAUCCCGCCUACCCUCUCCUAGGGAAGACCAUUGGUCAGGUUGUAGAUGAUACAACAGAGAAGUUUCCUGACAGAGAGUAUGUCGUCUUCUCAAGAGACAAAGUUAGGAGAACAUUUUCACAGUUUAGAGAAGAGUGUGACCGACUAGCAGCUGGAUUGCUAGCGAUUGGAAUUGAGAAAGAUGACUGCGUUGGUAUCUGGGGACCGAGCACACUUGAAUGGGUCCUCACUCAGUUUGCCAGUGCCAGGAUAGGUGCCAUUCUUGUCAACAUCAACCCAGCUUACCGCCAAAAUGAACUGGAAUACGCCAUGAAGAAGGUUGGUGUGAAGGCUAUUGUGUCGGCACAGUCAUUCAAAACGCAGAACUAUUAUGAAAUGCUGAAUGGAAUCUGCCCAGAAAUGACUACAGCAACACCAGGGAAUAUAAAGAGUGAAAAUCUUCCAAUGUUAAAAUCAGUGAUCAUGAUGGGCCAAGGGAAAUUCCCAGGUGCUUUCAACUUUGACGAUGUGAUGGACAUGGGAAAAGACAAUCAUUUUCACAUUAUAGAUAAGAUGAAAUCUGCUCUGCAAUUUGACCAGCCUGUCAAUAUCCAGUUCACAUCAGGAACCACUGGCAACCCCAAAGGAGCAACUCUUACUCAUCAUAAUAUAGUGAACAAUAGCUACUUCAUUGGUUCCAUCUUGAAAUAUCAUGAAAAGGAGCAUCGGAUAGGAGUGCCGGUCCCCCUAUACCAUUGUUUUGGGAUGGUAGGAGGUUCUCUCUGUGCCAUGGUUCAUGGUAAUACUUGUGUGUUCUCUUCCCCCAGCUUUGAACCUGAAGCUAGUCUGAGAGGCAUCCAAGAAGAAAAGGUAACAUCACAGUAUGGCACCCCCACCAUGUUCAUCGACAUGUUGAACCAUCCAAACUUCAGUCAGUACGACAUGAGUAGCCUCUCAACCGGGAUCAUGGCCGGAUCUCCGUGCCCCAUCGAAACCAUGAAACAAACAAGAACACUCAUGAAUAUGAAAGACGUCACAAUUUGCUAUGGUUUGACUGAGGUUAGCCCUGUUAUCUGCCAGACCGAGAUGCACGACCCUGUAGAUCUGAGGGUAUCUACAGUUGGAAAGCCCGCUCCACACAAUGAGAUUAAGAUUAUUGAUCCUCAGUCCGGUGAGUUGAUGCCUUACAACACUCCUGGAGAACUGUGCAGUAGAGGGUACACCACCAUGGUGGGUUACUGGAAUGAUGAAGCCAAGACGAGAGAGGUCAUUGAUGAGACGAGAUGGUUCCAUUCUGGAGACUUGGCCACCAUGAAUGAAGAAGGAUACCUGACUAUCGUAGGUCGGAUUAAAGAUCUGGUAAUCAGAGGAGGCGAGAACCUCUAUCCUACAGAGAUCGAGCAGUUCCUCUACAAGCAUCCCAAGAUUGAAGAUGUUCAGGUGAUUGGCAUACCAGAUGAAAGGAUGGGGGAAGAAUUGUGUGCUUGGAUCAGACUGAAAGCAGGACAGGAAGCCACGCCGGAGGAGAUCAAAGACUUCUGUAAAGGAAACAUCUCUCAUUUCAAGAUCCCUCGCUACAUUGAGUUUGUUGACGAGUUCCCGUUGACAGUGACUGGCAAGGUUCAGAAGUUCAAGAUGAGGCAGGCCAUGGAAGAAAAGAUGAAAAAGUAGGAUGAAAUCUUUUUCUUUCUUUCUUGUUCCAUUUCAUUGAUGAUUCCUAACAGUCAUGUGCAGCGGGUAAGACCUUUAAUAACCAAAUGAAAAAUUGUGAAUGAAGAAGUAGUGUGAAAUAUUUUUGUUUCUUUUUUCUCAUUUCGUUCCACCAAUGAAUGCCAACUCUUUUUUCCAAAUUCUGAUGAAAAUCAUAUUUUUAAAUCUAAAAGUAUGAUGAAAUUUGUUUUUGUUUUGUGUUUCAUUCCACCGAUGAAUUCCAAUGGUAAUGUGCAUCUAGUAAUAAAAAAAGAUUGUUAAUCAAAAUGUAAGAUUAAAUUCUUUGUUUAUGUUUUUUUUAUUUCAUUCCACCGAUGUAUCCCAAGGGGUAAUGUGCAGCUAUUUCUAAUGAAAAAAAAAUAAAAUAAAAUAGGACAGAUUUUUUUUUCUUUUUUCCCCACCUAUAAAUACCAACUCUUAGAAGUAGCUGUUAAGAUUUGCAGAUUCUAAUGAAAAACAAAUUUUUAAUUUAAAUGUAUGAGGAAAUUCUUUUUUUCCUCUUUUAUUAUCUUUUCCACCUUUGUAUCCCAGCGGUACUGUGCAGCUUCUAAGAGCUGUAAUUUUUAAUGAAAAAAAUAUAAAUGAAACAGUACCAAGUAAUAUGUUUGUUCUUUCUUGUUUUAUUCCACUGAUAAAUCCCGUAGAUUAGGAGCAGCUGGGAUGUGAAUUCUUAUUUUUCUCAAUUUUUUGUUGUUGCAAAAUUCCUUUAUAAAUUGUGUAAUAUUGGCCUUGUUUUUUUUUUCAUGUGUAAGUUUAGGAAGUAUUAUUCCAAUAAGACCAGGGGGGCGUUUCAUGAAAGGACUUGUCAGACGUUUUAUCCGACAAGUCCCGUUUUAUCCGACAGUUACCAUAGUAACAGUACCUCUCAGCCAAUCAACAUCAGGGAAAGAUGUCAGAUCUGACAACUUGUCGGAUGAAAAUGUUGAUGAAACACUCCCCAGAGUAUGAUGAUUCAUUCUUGCAUGGUGAUGUAAUUAUUUAAUUGAAUUAUGACAUUUAUUUUAUUCAGUAUUUUGCUCUUAUUCAGAGAGUUAUCGUAAAAGUGAUGAGAUAUUACCGAAGUAUGGUGAUUUUAUUUUUUUAUGAUUUUUUUUUGUUUACAUUUUAUGAUGCAUAAUUGAUCUUUGACCUCAAAAGACCUGGAAUGAUCUAGCUGUUGAGUUCAAAAUAAUGUGUUAUUGAGUAAUCGUUUGUUGUAAGAAACAACGUGAAAUAGGAGUUUCGACUAAUCCUUACCUGUGCACCAAUACAUGUAUGUAUUAUUUUUAAACAAAGAUGUAUAUAUUUAUAUUUUUAUGGUGCUUAUAUUAAUGUAUUAAAAUACGGAGAAAUCAAGUCCAUUGGUCAAUAAGAUUUUGAAAAUUAUGAAUUGUACAAAUAUGUUUUUAUGAUGUAUUUGUCUUCUAUUAUUAUCAUUCCUUGUGAUAAAUUGAAUCAUGUAUUAAAACUAUUGAAUGAAAGAUUUGAUGAAAUGAGAUAUAUCUUGAUUGAGUAAUAAAAAAAAUGAACUUUUAAGAUUAUAAAUGCAAAGAAUGUCAGAAGUGAUACUAUUCCAAACAAGAAAAAAAAGGAAGAUGAAGACCAAUUGAGGAGACCAAAAAGUUACAUGUGUGCAGAUUUGCAAAAAGCUAUUAUACUUGCACAUUACAAUCUGUCCUUCAUGAGAGUUUGCGAGACUGAUAUCGAAAUUAGGACAGCGUAGAUAUGACCAAGAUCUGGAUUGCCAUUUACUUUCAUUUUAUCCUUUAGAUGUUUCAGACUUGAGACAGGUCUCAUGAUUUUUAAACCAAAACAAAACAUCCUGUAUCAUGCUUAGUUUGAAAGCGAAAAAUGCAGUUUAGUUCUUUUUGGCCAAUCUACUGUCUGUUGCCCUCCCUCCUUUGCAACUGCAUACAGUUCUUAUUAUGAGCUCUGGUAGGCCCAUGCACCUGACCCAGAUUGAGCACUAAAGAGUACCUCUUUGCCAUGUCUGUCAUGUAUGUGGUAUUGCUUUAAAGCAGUUCUCCUGUACCUUGAAAGCAUAACAGACGUAUUGGGGGAGGGUACCCUUUUAAUUUAUCUUUUUCUCUCUAUACAUACUGUAUUUCUCUUGUCAUACUAUUUUACGCAGUCCUGCCCCCAGUAGGCCGUAUAUGUACAAGUAUUAUUUAGAAACAUGUAGAGCAUAUCUGCAUAUUAUUAUCAAACAUUUUCACCUUGUUAUAUAAAAAAAAUCAAUUUACAUUUUAUACUUUAAUAGCUAAGUACUGCUAAAUUUUUAGUAGUAGAGCUUAUGAAAGUUACUUUAUAAAUACCUAACUUUUCCAUAAAACGAAACAACUGUGCCAUACUGUAUAAGUAGUGACCAUUGUGCUUUCAUUAGUCUCGUUCAUGAAUAUGCCUAAACCUACAUGUAUGAUAAAUAUGUAUGUCUUUAAUAUAACUCUCAGCCUAAAUGAAUCCAUAUAAAAUCUAUAAUGAAUUCAAAUGUGCAUAACAGUGUAUUUUCCGAAAUGGACAACUUUGACAUGUAACCAAAAAAUAUGCAAUAAACUUUACGAUCGUGCAUACCGUUAAUACCGUUAAGGUCUGAGGCAAGCCAUGUACAUGUAUGUACAUAUGGUUAGAAUCAGUUGUACAAAUUCAUGGAAAACAAAAUGAUUUUUUAAACAUUUACAUAAAAAUUAAUCAAACUAUAUGUAUGUACUUGUAAAGAAAUUGGAUGAAGGAUAAUCAAAAGGGUCGGAACUAAUAGUGUAAUAAAUUAAUGAUUUUAGUUUUAUACUCAGGAAUGAGCAAAAGUCUCAAUUUGCAUCCUUCUUCAUCUCAAUUAUAAAUACGCUAAUGCAUUUAUAGAGGCUUUGAAUUGAAGAAUUAAUCAUAGUGUAAAAAUACAAAGUAUUAUAAGAUAAAUAUGUAUGCAAAGUGAAGAUAUUUGAGUAAAUAUAUGACAGAGAAAUGAGCUUUGAAUUAUGAUGUGCCUAUAAUUUUGAUUGUAUGCCGCAGUAAAUCAUUGAGAUUAAUAACUUAAUUUGUAUAACUACAGAGAACUGAUUAUAGUUUAGCUGUACAUGUAGGCCUACACAUCAUUUUAGUAUAUAUUUAGAUUCCAUGGUGUUUGUUUUCAAAACUUUUGCUCAAAAAUAUUUGAAACUUUAUUAUAACAGCUUGGUGAUCGCAAAACUCUUUUUUAAUAUUAUAUACCGGUAAUAAUGAAAAUUGAUAAUAAAAACAACUAUAAAAAUGAUUAUGAUAAUGAUGAUGAUGAUGACAGAUGAUGAUGAUGAUGAUGAUGACAAUGAUGAUAAAAUAAUUAAGUGUGAAUCACCACCGUGUCUCUUUGAAUUAUAGGAAAAUUGAAGAAGGAAUGUGUAGAAGGAAGUGAUUACGUGUACAUGUAGUUGUCAAACUUUAUUUUGUUCCUAUUGGUGAAAAAGAUUUUGUCUAUUAUAGAUUCUCUGAUGAUUGUGAAGUCUGUCUGUUUGGCUUAUUCCAGAAGGUUAUACCAUAAUGAGGGGAAGCAACAUGGAGAGAAUAACAUCUGGUUAUCAGCCUACAUGUAGCUAGCAGCAGUUUAGAUCUCUCUUUGUUCAUUGAUUUGGGUUGUAUGGGUUGACAGUUGAGAUUUUCUAUCUUUGAAAGUUCGUCAUGUAAAUUUAUUGUUUAGACUGGUCAGAAAUGUGGUUGUACAAAUGUAUGCACUUUGUAUGGUGAGCACUGUCAAAUGUAUUUACGAUUAAAUGUACUUUGACUAUUAAACUUGAAACAUUUUUUUGCCCUUAAAGUAAAACUCAUCGUUAGUGAAUUACCAUUAUGUGCCAAACUAUGUGAUAACUUAACCAAAUAAAAAUGUGAUUAUGUUGAUAUACAUGUACAAGUGCUAAAGCAAGGAUUGAACACCAAAUACAUCACCACAGGUAUCUCAAUAGAUAUUUUUGUUCUGUUUAUUGAUAACAAAAGCUUUGAUUCUUUAUAGCAAAUUUGCUCUUAGCCAAUCAUGUGAUAUAAUAUCAGGACUGAGCAACCUGCCAUUGAAAUCAAGUUUUGUGAUACAGGGUCCUUGGUUGUGUUGAUGUGAUGUUUAUAUGCCAAAGUAGUAACAGGGCCCUGUCUUACAGUGGAGUGUGACUGAUCCAAUCAACCAACUACUGUACAUGUAUGCCAAGCCAGCAACACCAUCAUCAAGAAUGCAUGUCUGAGCUGCAUGGUCCUUCUUGUUUACAAAACUAAUAACUACAUUGUAUAGUUGUAUGCUUAUAAACAAAUAAUUAUUUCCAUACUGGCUUUUCAUAGUUGAAAUUGAUUUGGUCAAUCACACUUCUGUGUAACAUGGGGCCCCUUUAGUGACAUACCGUGCAGUGUGUCUGAUCAAUUGUUUGAUUGGGUUUGCAAUAGAAUCUUGAUGAGGGAUCUGAUGUCCAGACAUUUAGGCAGAUAAAAACAUUGCUGUACAUGUAGAUCUUCUCAAAAAUUUGUAAAUUAAAUAGCAAAAAAUAAUUGUGAAUAUUGUCUGGUAUAACUUUCAAUUGAUUAAUGAAAUAAUGAUCUUGUAAAGUUGCAGAAAUUGCCAUCUUGUCCGGGCAUACAACCCGUCCAGAUAUAGAACAAUCGGGUAUACAUGUAUAUUAUUAUCUAUUAUUAGUAAUAAUUGUAGUUUUAGUAUUUUCAAUGAACAAAGGUUUUUUAUUUAAAUGAUUGUAGAAUAUUCACUGUAGAUAUAUUUACAGCAGAUAUUUAUCAAUCAAUUUCAUUUUCGUCCAACUGAAUUAUUUAGGAGCUCUUGUUAUUUGGGCUUGGGGUGGGAGAUUAAAAGUACAUUGCUAAAAAAAUUUAGAUUAAUUUAGAACUAUGUAAUUUUUUUAGGCAUUAAAAUCAUUAUAGAGUUCAAACUUAUCACAAUGAGAGAAAUAGAGUUGUGAAUAAAAUAAACCAAUAAUAAACCAAAUUAAAAGGACUACAAAAUGGGAAAUUAAGUGAUUUAAAAUGAUUUCAAUGUAUAUCAAAUUAAAACUAAAUCAAAAUUUCCUCCAUAGCUUUUAUCAUACAACUCAAAUAUAAGAUUACUCUUUUGUGACAGGUAAAUUGAUAUGCUGCAAAACCUUAACAAUUGUCAACUAAAUUAGGCAGGUCAAGAUAUUGAAUUUGAGACAUGCCUUAAGAUAUUUUAUCUCAUGAAUCUUAUUGUACACAUUAAAGAUAAUAAAUUUGAAUAGUAAAAUGAAAAA
Molecule: messenger RNA, 7357 nt
Organism: Lytechinus pictus (painted urchin)
Lineage: Eukaryota; Metazoa; Echinodermata; Echinoidea; Temnopleuroida; Toxopneustidae
Product: medium-chain acyl-CoA ligase ACSF2, mitochondrial-like
Exons: 13
Coding region: 282-2114 (610 amino acids)
Biological process (GO): fatty acid metabolic process
Molecular function (GO): medium-chain fatty acid-CoA ligase activity
Source: RefSeq, a predicted model, not a curated record